Molecule: messenger RNA, 1512 nt
Organism: Panicum virgatum (switchgrass)
Lineage: Eukaryota; Viridiplantae; Streptophyta; Magnoliopsida; Poales; Poaceae
Product: ankyrin repeat, PH and SEC7 domain containing protein secG-like
Exons: 10
Coding region: 1-1179 (392 amino acids)
Molecular function (GO): protein binding
Source: RefSeq, a predicted model, not a curated record
AUGAAGGGGCCGGGGAAUGCUUAUGAAGACGCCCUGGGCCGGAACGCGCUCCACCUCGCCGCGGGGAAGGGCCACCUCGAGGUCUGCAGGUUCCUGGUGGAGGAAUCGGGGCUCGAUGUCAACUCCACCGCCUCAGGGAUUGUAGGUGGAACGCUGGUUCACUUGGCCGCGGUCGGAGGACACGAGAGAGUUCUGGAGUACCUGCUCGACCGUGACGUCGACCCAGGGGUGCCUGACGCCAACGGCUCCACGCCGCUGCACCACGCGGCAGAGCAAGGGCACUGCGAGGCUGUAAGGCUGCUGCUGUCCAAGGGUGUUGAUGUGGAUCCAGUCAAUCACUUGGGGACAUCACUGCACCUAGCUGCCGCUAAGGAUAGGGAUCAGGUUGUCAAGAUCCUGCUGGAACAUGGUGCUGAUCCUAAUAAAGUUGUCAAUCAUGUCUACUCACCGCUCAUGAUGGCAUGCUGUGGGCAUUCCUUGAAAUGCAUGCAGCUACUGGUUCAGGCUGGUGCUGGUGUGAACUUUAUAAGUCCCUCUGGACCAUCCAUUUUAAUGGAGGCAGUUGAUAAUGGCUUAACUGACAUUGUCAAGUUCUUGCUAGAGGCUGGAGUUGAUCCUAACAUUGCCGAUGAGGGUGGGAAAAUCCCAAUCAUGAGUGCAGCAGUUCAAGGGCAUCGUGAGCUUGUUGAAAUUCUGCUUCCUAAGACAAGACCAAUUCCAUAUGUGCCAGACUGGAGCGUUGAUGGGAUAAUUAGAAGUAUGAAAUAUCUGCGUUUUGUGGUUCAGGAUGCAGGUCUGGUGGGUAAAAGGAUAGCAGAUGCCAAGUCACGAGGAAAGGAGGCUUUUGCAAAAGGGGAGUACUUUGCAGCCAUUUACUUCUAUGGCCUGGCAUUGGAUAAAGAUCCACGUGAUGCCACCUUGUUAGCCAACCGGAGCUUAUGCCAUCUGCGGCUGGGAAAAGGGGACCAAGCGCUGUUAGAUGCUCGGAAAUGCAAAAUGAUGAGUCCUCAUUGGUCCAAGGCAUGGUACCGUGAGGGCAAGGCAUGGUACCGUGAGGGUGCCGCUCUCAGCUUGCUGAAGGACUACAAAGGAGCGGCCGAUGCGUUUUUGCAAGCACUGAAACUUGACCCUGCGAGCGACGAGAUCAAGAAGGCGCUAAGGGAGACCAUUGAUGCAUGAAGAGCGCUGCUGCUCGCAACAAUAAUUAAUGAUCCUCCAAGGCACUCAUUGGGGCUUUAUAGAUUGUGUAGCUCCAACUAAGCCAGUGCAUAGACUCUGGACGUAGCGAUAUGUAGAUUGCGUGUUGGCUCUUUUGUGACUAAGGCCCUGUUCGCUGUGCUGGUGCUGGAGGCUGCUGCUGGAGUGGUGUGAGAGAAAAACGUUGUUGGCUGGCUGGUGGCUGGAGGCUGCUGCUGGAGUGGUGUGAGAGGAAAACACUGCUGGCUGGCUGGAGGCUGCUGGAGCAGAAUAGGGUGUAAGAUGUAAAGGUGUUUUGUGCCGGCAGGAAAGCAU